This is a messenger RNA of Schistocerca piceifrons (Central American locust), 9836 nucleotides long. RefSeq lists its product as uncharacterized. The transcript is spliced from 5 exons. Gene Ontology annotation, molecular function: tumor necrosis factor receptor binding; receptor ligand activity. The record is from RefSeq and is a predicted model, not a curated record. Gene Ontology annotation, biological process: immune response. Gene Ontology annotation, cellular component: membrane. The coding region runs from base 343 to 1554 and encodes 403 amino acids. NCBI's taxonomy places the organism in Eukaryota, Metazoa, Arthropoda, Insecta, Orthoptera, Acrididae.
GUUGAAGAAGGCAAGCAGUGUAGCAGGAGCGCGUAAACGCCAUUUUAGUAUUAGUAUGUAUCGGUAUCGGUCGCGAAGUUGUGAGGACGGACGAACUGAGUAACCGCGCUGCAGGCGGUGCUGUGCAACCGGGCCAGCAGUGAGCAGUGUGUAGCGCGGCAGCUUUUGCAAUGUAGACCGCCAUGCCAACAGGUGGUUGCGCUACGGUACUCCACUGCACCGUUGCCACGGAUUCGUGACCAGAAUUUGCGGACCGACUGGCUAAAAAUAAAACCGUGUAUUGGUGCAAAUCAUGGUUAUACCGUUUCUGCCUUCGCCUGAUUUGUGAUUGCUGACGCCGCGAUGGUAGGUCCUGGUGCGUACACUGCUAGAAGGAAGCCAAGGGUGAUGUCUUGCACAUUUGAUGAAACACCAACUUAUUCAAAGCCGGAGAAGAAAGUAGGGCCGUUGACAGAUCAUCUGUUACCGACAAACCUGACACUAAAAUUCGAUACUAACGUCAGGUUGCAGAGGAACAGUGUGCUGACAACAGUAACUAUUUUAAAUGCGUUGGUUACUGCUGCGUUAAUCGUUGCUGCUGUCCCGACGAGUGUUUAUGUACAUACUGAACUUAAUAAUUCCCAGCAUAAAGUCCUAGUCCUUCAAGAGCAAGUAAAUUUCUUGACGGAUCGUUACGAGUACAUCCUAAAACAGUUGAGGUCAGUGAGGAUCCGAUCAAAAGGAAGUUCCUUAAAUGAAAAUUUAAAGCAAAGUAGUAAUAACGAAGAUUUUAUCAGUGCGCAACAUAAAUUUCCUAGUCAGUACAAGGAUGUUGAUUCUGUUAAUAGUGGAGAGCGGAGCCAGCACCUGCAAAUCAAGAAACCAAGUUUCGUGUCGAAAGACGUAGUGAAGGAGUCAUCAAAAGGUGCCCAGGCUACAGAGGAUACAUUUCCUCCAUUUUCUGAAGAGCCACACACAUCAAGAGCAGUGGCAGUGGAAUCUGACGGCAGUCAGUAUGGCACUCAUACACUGCGGAGGACUAAGCGUUCAGAUUGGAGAGGUAAACAGUCACUGAGGAAGCCUUCAAAUGGUGGACGUGGGCGACAGCGAAGGAGAGGAAAAUUUAGUGGUGCUGCUGUUGCACAUUUCAAGGGUGGGCAGCCAGAAACUUUCAUCAGAGAUGGAGGUAGUUUGGUUGCUCCAUGGUUCCUUGAUGAUGCUGCAUCUGGAAGAUUCAGUUUCUCAGCCUUCCAGCUGAAACAAGGAAAAGCAGCGGUUGAGGUGACAGAGAGUGGGCUUUACUAUAUAUAUUCUCAGAUCCAUUAUUUGACUUCACAAGUUACAAAUAGCUACUCCCUGAACUUAAGGCACGGUAGUCAGAGCAACUCCUCUGUCCUAUCCUACUGCAGUGCAAGUUCAGGUAGUCAGACUCUGAAUGAAGUGAGCUGCUUUACAUCAGUUGUCAGAUACCUCAAUUCCACAGAUCGCAUUUUCAUACAACAGAGAGACAUGAAUAGAAGAAUUAUUCUUAGAGAUGGAUAUAGUUAUCUUGGUGUUGUAAGGCUAAGUGCAUAAUUGCCCAAGCUUGAGAAUUCCAUUUUCACAGAGUAUGAAAUACUGCUCAAUGAAGAGCUAUGCUUAGAAGUGAAAAAGUGAUAUAUGCUUGGAGCAACAGUUUCCAAAAUGUCGCAGGUUCCGCUACAUUAAGCUGGUGAUAAUGCAUAUAGUUUUGGUUACAUUACUGAUGUCCAGACACUUAAUAGCCAAGAAUGUGGUGUGCAUUUAAGGUGAUCUCCUUCUUUUUAAAAUGCAAGGCUUGUGAUUAUAUUUGAGUGUAACUUGUUUUGUUUGAGAAUGAAGUGUUACUUAGAGACUAAAUGUAUGUGCUACACCUGUACUAGAGUUCAUGUUGUAGCUGAAUCAGUCACUGAAGUCCAUUAAAAUGGCUAGGAAGCAGUAAGAGAUUGACACUUACUGCAAAGACUGUAAAGAGCAAAAUGGUGAACACUUCCUACCAAAUGUGCUAUUAUCUCCAAAGUAGUUCACCCAAGUUAAAAAUGUAUUAUACUAUUUAGUUAUUAAGAUUGCAAUGGUGCUAAAUUAAUUACAGUGCAGAAGUACAAAUAUUUCAAUAAGUUGAAAGACCCAACUGUAAAUGUGCAUAUUUCUUUGCAUCAUUUUAGAAGACUAAAUAAUUAGUCAGGGUAAAUGAGAAUGUAUGUUUUAAAUUUAUUUUGUGAUGUAUCAGCUCUGGAGGAACAAUAUCCACUUAUACAGACAACAAAUUGUAUUCUUUGAACAAACUUUGAUUCUAAGUUCUUUUCGGGAAGUAUGUAUGGGUACAUUUGUGUUUCAAAUCCUACAUGGAAUAUCUAGCAACCUAGUUGGCAAAAAAUGCAGAAAGUCCACUUCCAAGUAGAAAAUACAGAAAGCACAGUUACAGAGAAUUGAUUCCUUCCUUAGUACUAUUCAUAUAAUAUUAACAGUUGUACUGUAGUAUUGAGACAGAUAUUCAAAAUGAGUAUCCAGAAUGGGUUGGCCAGUGUUUCAGUUGGUGUACAGAAAGAUAUUUACCUCUUAUGGAGUUGUACUCUCAGUAGCAAUUUCUGUUGGUCAAUCUAUUCAAAAAUUAAGUGUCUUGUAUGCUUGAGUCUCAACGGGCCAAAUAAUUAAAAUAAUAUACAUUUUUGUAAACUUCCUCCAUAUUCACCUUACUACAAUGUCAUCAUUUAAUCAUUGUUGACUUACCUGUGGGAAUGGACAGGGUGUCUUGAGAUGCUUCAUUUGUUAAGAGUACAAUCAUCAUUCAAUAGAUAGCAGAACAUUUUGGAGAAAUACAGUACUCUAGAGGAAAUGUGUACAGUUUUAUUGAUGCCAUGGAUACAAUUUGUUAUCCAGAAAAUUAAAAUGAGGUAAGGUACUCCGUUGAUUUAAUAGAUUGUGGCUACUAUCCUUAUGAUGUACCUUACUGUUAUAAGUUUCUGUUUACUGGUUAGCUUCAGCUGUAGAAUACAGAAAGUUCCAGGAAUAAGUUUCCUCUUUUCACUUGUUUGACCAUGCUAGUAUUGUGGGCAACAUAAAGGUAAAUGAUGGAUCACAUUUCUGGCAAAGAGUAGUCCAAAUGUUCAAUAUCACCAUAAUCAGAAAACAUUGCAGAGACAAAUUUUUUUGGGGGUUUAUUGAAAACUUAAAACUUGUGUAUUACACAGUAUUGUCUCUAGAUCAUUGUAUUUUGAGGUAGCAUACUUUGUACACUGAGUGUUGCUGUAAAUCCAAAUUUAUGUAUUUUGAGUGUCACAACAAAGCAUAUGAAGUGUUUGGAAGGAAACUUUCACCAACAUAAGUGAUAUUUCUCCAGGACCAUGCAGUGGAGGUGUUAAAAGAGGAGGUUUGUUAAUUACACCCAGCCCUGUUUUUGUGGUUCUCAGAAACACAGUGAUGUUAUUUUUCUGCCAAAUGUAUAAAGAGCCCCCACCCCCGCCCCCUGUGAAAGUAAAAAAUGGAUAUUGUUUAAUCACCUUGCAUAAACAUUGUGAACCCAGUACCCAGUAAGUGUUUUGUAAACAGUCACACAUACUGCUGAACGAUGAUACUAUUGCACUUGGACCGAAUCACCAUCACUCCUACAUGCAGUAAUAUUGUGGCCAAUCAAUAAUUUGCUCAAAAGCAACAAUGCAUAGUUGCACAUAAAACUAAAAUUUGUCUUUGCAAGAUAAAUUUUAGUUAUUAUGAAAAUACCAAUGUAAGAAAUUAGUGAUGAAUCAUGUGGCGUUGUGCAGUGUUAACAUUAGGGCUCAGAUUUUUAGGUGCUUAAAAGCUGGAGUUAUUUAUUUUUUACAUAUUUAGAAACAUUUGAAAUAUGACAAAUAAGUAAACAUAUUUAAUUAUAAUUUGGUAAAUUUUUGUACAUCUGAGCAACAUGCAGUGUUUAUGGAUGCAGUUUAUGCUACGCCUCACUGAUUGCUGAAGAAUGAAGAUACACAGAGAGAUUCAUUCUAAAGUUGUUCAUUACAAAUCACUGAUGAUUAUGCUGAAACGCUGCCCUAUACUGGAAGAAUGAGUGCUCACUUUAAGAUGUCGGUCUGGAAAAUUUAUGGCAGGUCAGCUCACUCUUUCAUUCAUUCACACACACACACACACACACACACACACAAAUUGAUAGCCUCCUUUUGAUGGACAUUUGAAGUUUUGCCCAGUUUGAAAUUCACUGUUUUCAAACACAUCUGACUUGAUUUUGUAACAUUGGUGCUGUAGAUCCACUAUGACAAUAAAGUUUUCGUUCAAUGUCGUGAACAUACUGAACUGUUUGACAGAAGGACCCCCCACCCCUUUAAAUUUUUUACAUUGUGCUGCUAAGGAAACACAACAGAUAACUAUGGCAAAUUUUUUAACACUGUGUUACUUAACAUUUCCUAAAGUAUUCCAAUUGAAAUUUCAUCCCCUUUCUCUACUACAUCAACCGCUAACGCCAGACCAUCAAAUUUUACUGUAUGCUGCUGGGCUGCAAGGAGUGAAGUUCCCCACUGCGUUACUACUGGGAUAGGUAGCUGUGAUACAUUGGGGUGAAUUCUUCUCAGCAACUUCACUAACAGUUUUCCCCAUUAGAAAUAAAUUUGCCUAAAGAUAUAAUGCUUUAACUUCGUCACAUAGCCUGUGUAAACUAUGCACAGUGCAUGUAACGUUGAUCAUUUUAGAAUAACUUGUCGCGUCCUGGCACAGGUCCCGGAUACCAAUAUAGAGUUGGUCAAGCCUGCGUGGUGCAAUCGGGACGUUGGCGACAAUUAUGGGUUUGUGGUUCCCUUUAACUAGCCUUUAUUAUGAAGGUGAGAGGGAGUAGAAUCUCCUGGACUGUCUAAGGGCGUGUAGAUACAUUAGACAAUACUUUCAAUAGGUAGCAGGUAAAAGUGGGAAUUGGCAGCACUGAACUGUCAAAACAGUAAGGUGAGAUUUCUCCUUUAACGCAAUUUAUUGAACUAAUAUCACAAAGGACAUGUGAGGUGUCAGACCCUUCCCCUUACUCUGUACGCUUCUAUACAUUCAGCCAGAAUCUCCACUUCUCACUCUGUCGGAAACGACUACUCACGAGAACUACCACCUUUGAAUUCACUCUUCAUUUUAAAUAAUGGACCCUUGUCCUAUCUCACAGGAGACAAGCACCACCAAGUGGCUUGUUCCUUCUAUUGCUGAAACUAACUGUAGAGGCUACUUGAGACAGAGACAAACUGUCCCUGUUCAAAACUAUUCCAAUGCGAAACUUCUACUUAACUGACAGUUGUAGUUGCUUCCAUCAGAGCAUCACCAGUCAUCUCGUAGUUGCAGUUCCUAUAGCCUCAUCAGUAGCGGCUGCUACCUUCUCAAUGCUGUCGGGCCUUGUCUGCUUGUGUCCUCUUCAACUUCUGCGAUGGCUCUGUUUCUUGCUGCUCGUGGAUGUCCUUAAAUACCCAUUUUGAAGGUCUGCCCUGCUCGGACGCAGCCCUCGCAUCCGCUUUCUCUAAUUUAUUUUUUGGUCUUCCCGGGCAUUUUGUCGCUGUGGACCUAUAUUGGUUUCAAUAUGUCCAGCAGAGUCCCGGGACGGAAAGUUCUUUCUUGUCCUCCAAGGUCUCGUUCGUAUCCUUGACGUGUUUACUAGCUCAGGCUAUUUGUACUGUGUGACACUUUCCCUUCCGUGUCUGUGGAACUGUGGGUUUCACUGCGCGGCGUCCCCCGUUGCUAAGAAUAGCUAUGUCAUUUUGUUAAUUAAAUCCUCUGGGGACCUGACAAACUAAUAAAACCUGCCAGUGCCUUCUUCAUAAUUAUGUGAUGCAGCAUCUGUUAUUAACCCAUAUUUUGUCAUUUUCACACAUGUAAUGAAUUUGUUGGUAACACUUUGGAAGCUAUUUACGCAAUGCUGACUUUUCAGGAAUGUCAAGAUUUGAAAUUUUGGAGACUAACUUUCUUAACGCUGUAUUACUUACAUUAGAAAGAUAUAUGUUGACUAAAACAAAUAGCUUACACAAAUCUUCACAAUAAACUGAAAAUUUAUGAGAUAUUGCAGAACAUCCUCAAACUGCAUCAUUUAUUAGAAGCUGUUUGUUUAGCAAGUGCAAAACUGCCACCCCCCCCCCUCUCCCCCCACCCAGUUGUUUAACUUGGAAUCGCUGUUUAGUCUUUCCUGCUUUCCCAUAAGAUUGGCAGAACAGGGCAUGUCAAUCUGAAUUAAAUUCUCCUUAAAUUCUGAAACAUACUGCUGCAGUUGAUGAUAAUUUGUUCUUGCUUUUACUUUAGGCAUUGUAGUAUUGCCUUGCACUUCCUAGCACCAGAAAUGAACUACAUGUGAAUAUGUUACUAGGAAGAUGAUACACAUGGUGCAAUAUGGCUAUGGAUAAGGAAAUUCCCAGCUUUUAUGGUAACUGCAACUGAUAAGAUGAUAAACACAGUGCUGCAGGCUGAUACACAGAAAUAGAAUAACUUGUACUUUUCAUUUAGGGCAGCGGACAGGUUCUUCCUCUUUUAAGUAACACACAAAAGAAAAGAAAUAAACUAAAAUAUCUAGCACAUUGAUAAAAAUUGUAAAUAUUGUGUGCAAACAACUGAAAAACAAUAAUUUAUGUAAUUAUAAAAACUUUUUACCUAAAAAUCAGAGCCAUAAUUAUAAUAGGUCAUAAUUAUCUAAUGUGUGUUGCACCCCCCCCCCCUCCGCCCGACCCUUUCUCUCUCUCUCUCUCUCUCUCUCUCUCUCUCUCUCUCUGAAAAAAAGGAUGCUUGAGAUUUCUUCUUGGCUUGACAGAACGCAUUAACAUUUAGCAUCUUUUCUCCUCAGUUUGACUUACUGAAAUAUUCAUAACUGUAGUCAUAACUAAAGACUGGUGCAUAUUUCUGACCUUGAUUACAUACCAAGUUUCCUUUUAUACAUUAGUGACUUCUCAUAUGGCCCACCACUCUUUGUUUGUGAACAUGUCUUUUUCACAUCACGAAUUUGAGUCAAAUGCCAUAUUAUCUGAAACCUUUGUGUCAUAACUGUACUUCUCAAACUAGAAACUGAGAUGACACAUUCAUCUUUUGAGUGUAAAGCAUUAGCUAUGACAGCAGUCCUUCAGCUUUUUUAUGAAUUGGCUUACUUUGCUGUUGAUCUUUAUCAGUAGACACAUAAUUAUGUUGUCCAAAUUUCUAUACAUGGUUUCCACGAAAUGUGUUUGAAAAGGAUUUUUCAGUGACAGAAUUUUAUUUUCAUGUUUACUGUCACACUGGUGCUCCAGGAAAGUUUACUGAAAUCCAGAACUAUUAGAAAUAUAUAGAUUUUUGAUCUGUUAAUUUAACCUUCAUAUUUACUCAAUGAUGCUUAAUUUCUUGUGAUGCUUAAUUUCUUGUGAUGCUUAAUUUCUUGUGAUGCUUAAUUUCUUGUGAUGCUUAAUUUCUUGUGAUGCUUAAUUUCUUGUGAUGCUUAAUUUCUUGUGAUGCUUAAUUUCUUGUGAUGCUUAAUUUCUUGUGAGCAGUUGUAAGUAAGAGGAAUGCAUACUGCUCGGGGAGAAAAACAGCCUGAAUAUGCUUGUGAACAAACAAAUGACUGGGAGGAAUAAAAGUGAAAGCAAUCAUUUACAUAGUGACUGCUAUACAGAAAAAUAAGACUGAACCCUUCUGUCAAUGCAGGACAUGAGUGGAAGCUUCCUCUUUAACACUCUUUUCAUUGGCAUGAUACAUCAGUUACACAAAUAAUGGCAAUUUAGAUUGAUUGGAGUUUUAAUUUUGGUCCAGUUUUCAUUAUUUUCAAUUGUUUCCAAAUCUUGUAUAUUAAAGAUAGGAACUGAAAAAAAUUAGGAACUUCAAAAUUUAGUAAAUGCUGCCCAUUUUGUGUGUUUUGUAGACAAGACAAGAAAGAUAUUGAAAUAUUAUUUUUAAGUUUGUAAUUCCGAAAUUGGUCUGAGUCUCACAGGGGGUAAUAUUGCAUAGUAGGAGGUAAAUUCUUGACUCAGGUCAUUCCCCAAUAUCAAUGAGAUGGGUACCUUGGUGGGGAAGACACUACUCGCAUUGAGGAGGAACACAGAGCGAAUCCCCAGUCAUGUUUAGGUUUUUCUUGGUUUCCUUAAACUGCUUAUAGUAAACACUGGUAAUUCCUUUGCAAUGAAUACUGAAAAAUUCCCUUCCGCACUGUGAACCUGUGCUUAGUCCAUAAUGGUGUCGUUACUGACAUGAUACAUGUAUGUCUUCCUUCCUUUUCCAUAUUUUUUUUCUGUUUCUUAGUUUCUGCAGAUCGUGUGUGUGUGUGUGUGUGUGUGUGUGUGUGUGUGUGUGUGUGUGUGUGUGUGUGUGUUUUUAUGAACUGGGUUCAAGGUGAAAAAACUAAUUGAUUCUGAGGGGUCUUGCAGUUUAGACUGAUUGGAUGACAAAAUACUUAGUGCUUUGUACAUCAAAUAACCACUAUUGUUAUUGUUUCUCCCUCUUUCCCUCUCCUUCAUCUCCAACAUUUUCGUAUUUCAGCUUUAAAACAUCACUUAACAUUUACGCCUAAAUGAGGCUGCCAUGUCUUCACUUCACCAUAAUACUGUAGUAAUGUGAGUAGCUGGUUUGUCAGUAGCUGGUUUGUCAGCUAACAUUACAUACUUUCCUGUGCAACUGAUCCAAAGUAAAAUUUGGUAGGUCAGUAUCUGAAUUGUCAUCUCUGGUACUAUCAAUUCAUCAAGUGAUUUCACGUGGUAAAGUCAUAUUUCUACUUUGCUGUCAUUCCAUAGUUUAAUUUCUCUGUUCAUUAUUCUUUAUUUAAUACUGGCACAUCCUCUGCUGUCAAAAGGCAAUAUUUUUCUUUUCCAGUCAUCAAUGCCACACACAGAAUCUUAAUUUUGCCUUGUAAUUUAAAAAUACCGAUUCGUGUAAUAGAAUCAGAAAAAAAUCAUGUCUUCUCCAGUCAAGACUUCCAAUUUGAAAUAUUACCUUUGUUUAUUAUCCAUGUCUUGUGAUUUUGUUACAAAAUAAUCUUUGUGAAAGUAAAAGCAAAUUUCGGGUAUUGUGACUGAUAAUUACAUUCAUUGAAUGACAAAUACACAGUACUGCAUCACUUGGUCUCAGAUAAAAUGUGAAUAAUUGUAUGAUUGUAAUAAUACAUGAUGGGAGAAUGUUCAUAAUUGCUACAAAAUCAUUUGGCAUGCUUAAUCACUGAUGUAUUUAGAACAAGAUUGACAAAAGGACUAUUAGUUGUAUAUUUUUUUAUCUGUGAUAAUGUUUAAUCAUAAAUGUGACAUUUUAAUAGGAAAAGAAUUAAUGUGAGGCUGUUCAGUAGAAAAUUGCAUGUUAUCAUGCAAAUAACGAAUAGUAUAUUUACUUCAUAUGUGUCAUGAAACUAUCAAAUUUAUUAAUUAAUAAUGUUACCUUAAUUUCAUGUGAAAUUAAUCAAUGCAAUCAUCCUUAGUGAAUCAACAGCAAAUAUUUUGUUAACCAGUCUGUGUGACUUUAUUUGGAAUGAGAGGCAUUGUCUAUGCUUUCAUUGUGUUUGUAGUAGUUUAAUUUCCCAAGUAAUAAGAUGAUAGAUUGUUGAAUGAUAUGUCAGUUUAGAUGAGGAUGACAUGCAGACAUUAUUACAGAUGUAUCUUAAUUGUACAUAGUGAAGAUGCUCAGUAGGUAAACCUGAACAUUUCUAGUGAUUCAAAAUAAGAAAUAUGAAUUCUGAUCUCUCCUGUGAAUUCCAUUGUUUGCAUUGCAGAGGUUGUUAUAUUUUUCAGCACUGUUUCUUGAUCUCAAAAUUUAUAUAAGAAAUUGUAACUUUUUGGCCAAUUGUUAAUAAAAAUCUGUAAUCACUUCUUAAAAUUAUUUAGAUAGUUCACCACCCUAACAGAAUGCAUUAUUUGUCAUACAACACUGGAAUAACUUGUCAGAUAUAGGCUAUUCUU